Oldenlandia corymbosa var. corymbosa is the source of this 1080-nucleotide messenger RNA. The record is from the annotation of a GenBank genome assembly. Lineage: Eukaryota; Viridiplantae; Streptophyta; Magnoliopsida; Gentianales; Rubiaceae.
AUGUCUCAGCAGGGCCUGAUUUCUAGCAGAGGAUUACAUGAUCCAAGGGAUGAUGUGCAUUUAGUGCAAAAAUUGGAACUUGUUGGGAUCCAGGUUUGGACAGAAGAGCUAAUUGAAAUCAUUCUAAAGGAAGGAUUCUGGAUCAAAGAUAGUUACAGCAGUGGUUUAUUAUAUUAUCGAAAGUUAAUAGAGUCAAUCUGGCAGAAGUACACCGGGCAACAACCUGUUGGGUUUUUCUGUGUUGAAAACAAUGAACACGGAAGGCCGGGUCCGAUCGAUAACUCGGACAUUGUUGCAGAUCAAACCGACGUUGAUGAUGAUGAUGACCGUCGGCUCCUUAGGACAUUGUUACAAGGGCGUGAUUACGUGUUAUUGCCGGAAGAAGGGUGGGAAAGGCUGUAUUCAUGGUACAAAGGUGGACCUGUGAUAGCUCGGAAGAUGAUAACGGUUGGAUCUGCGGCCAAGCAGUUGAUUGUUGAGAUGUUUCCUCUCUGUCUCACGUUGAUUGAUUCUAGGGAUGAUAGUGAAUCUUGUUUAAGGUUGAGCAAGAAGGCUUCUUUACGUGAACUUUACCAUGUUGUCGGUCAGCUGAAGGGGUUUGAGCCUGAGAAGUUUCGGGUUAGGGACUAUUUCGACAGAAGGAAGUGGCUUGUUUUAGUUCCUUCUUCAGGCCGAAUCCUGGAAGAUUCUCAACUUCAGAUGGAUCAACAUAUUCUCCUUGAGGUGGAGAGUUAUGGAACUUGGUCUUCCGAAUCUUCUGCCACAGACUACUGGAAACCUGCCAGAUCUUCUUCUUUUACAAUUGCAGGAGGUCCAAGUUUAUCUAAUGGCUAUUCAACUGGUCUCAGCAGCAGCAAUAUUUACCAAGGAAUAUCUGUCCGUGAAUCGCGUGAAGAAGAAGAAGAAGAGAUGGAGGAUGAAUGUGAUGAUAAUACGAAACAGGAAAGCAAUUCAAGGCAGGUCUUACCCUCUACAUCCGAAAAGGAUCUACCAGAGCAUAUUAAAAAUGCUUGGCAGAUUUUCACUUGCAAUUGUAACUAUAGCUGGAUUGUUAGCUACAAAGCAGCAGAGCAGAUUUAG